Messenger RNA from Frieseomelitta varia, 1185 nucleotides. RefSeq names its product troponin C (gene TpnCI). Gene Ontology annotation, molecular function: calcium ion binding; enzyme regulator activity. The record is from RefSeq and is a predicted model, not a curated record. NCBI's taxonomy places the organism in Eukaryota, Metazoa, Arthropoda, Insecta, Hymenoptera, Apidae. The coding region runs from base 312 to 791 and encodes 159 amino acids. The transcript is spliced from 6 exons.
GACGAUGGCCGUUCCUCGUGACAGUGCUCGACAGACAGCAACCAUAUCGCCUACAUUCUAACCACGCCACACGAUUUUCCAUUUCUCUUUCUCUCUCUCUCUCUCUGUCUCUCUCUCUCACUCCCUCGUCGCGAACACAUAACCGCGUUCGCGUUUUCUUCACGAAACAAAAUCGCAGUGUUUCUCGAGUUUUCUUCUUUUUAAGUAAAUCAUAAGUUUGUUUGUUAAUUUUAACGGAAAAAAAAGAAACGUUCAGAGUAAAACAAAAAAAAAAAAGAUUUAAAAAAAAGUAAAAAGAGAAUCGCGCCACCAUGGUAUGUUCUAUUGAUGAUAUCGCCGACGAACUCCCUCCUGAGCAAAUUGCUGUCCUUCGCAAGGCAUUUGACAGCUUCGACAGGGAGAAGAGUGGCAGCAUCCCCACCGACAUGGUGGCCGACAUCCUCAGACUGAUGGGUCAACCGUUCAACAAAAAGAUUCUCGACGAACUGAUCGAAGAAGUCGACGCCGACAAAUCUGGACGCCUCGAGUUCGAAGAGUUCGUUACGUUGGCCGCGAAGUUUAUCGUCGAAGAGGACGCGGAGGCUCUAGAGAAGGAGCUCCGAGAGGCAUUCAGGCUGUACGACAAGGAAGGGAAUGGCUACAUCCCCACUACGUGUUUACGCGAGAUCCUCAGAGAGCUGGACGACCAAUUGACGGACGAGGAACUGGACAUCAUGAUCGAGGAGAUCGAUUCCGACGGAUCUGGUACCGUUGAUUUCGAUGAAUUCAUGGAAAUGAUGACCGGGGAAUAAACAUCUUGACAUUUCGACAUUUAAUACAAUUUGAAGACGACACAAGUGCGACAGCUGCGUUCAACUCUCAAAUUAUCUGCGUGUCUUUUAAAGAAAAGCCAAAAAAAAAAAAAGUUGCAAUGCAAACGAGAACAGUGUCUAAAAGCGUGCAAUGAUUGUGUCUCUCCCAACGUCUUCGUCUGUUCGGAUCUCGAGGCGAUUUGAAACGUGUUUCAAUCAAUAUCACAAAGAUGGCCUUGUUUGUAGAUGUGUUUCUUUCUUCUAUCAUAACGAGCGCCGCGACUUAACUGUUACAAAUUAAUGAAUCACAAGUCCCAAUACAUUUGCAUCGCGCCUACUAAGUUUUUUUCAUGGACAGUAUUUAUUUGUUGUUAAUAAAACGCCAUUAAAAAGA